GCAGCAACGACGACGCUGUAUCCAUUAUCACUCUCCCCUCCCUCCCUUCUCUUCUUCUCCUUCCUCCCAUCUCCUCUCUUCCCUAUCUUCUCCCAUCUCUGCCUCUCCUCUCUCCCUCCCUCCUCCUCCUCCCUCUCCCUCGCACUCUCCCCUUCCCACCUCUUCACCGCCUCCGAUCUCUCCAUCUCCAUCUACGAUCUUUCCUCUCUAGAUCUCCUCGCCUCCUUCCCCGUCCCCUCCCAUUCCGGCUCCGCCAAAUCCCUCUCUUUCUCUUCCGACGGCCGCUACCUCCUAUCCUCCCACCAAGACGGCCGCAUCCGCCUCUGGCCAGCCUCCCCAAACCCUCGCCGCCACUCCCAGAUCGCCACCCUCCCCACCCUCUCUGACCGCCUCCUCCGCCUCCCCCUCCCCAAAAACUACAUCUCCAUCCGCCGCCACUGCAAACGCCUCUGGAUCGAGCACGCUGACGCCGUCUCCUCCCUCGCCGCCCACCAAGACCUCAUCUACUCCGCCUCCUGGGACAAAACCCUCAAGAUCUGGCGCUCCUCCGAUCUCCGAUGCCUCGAAUCUAUCCCCGCCCACGAAGACGCCAUCAACGCCAUCGCCGUCGCCGGCGACGGUACCGUCUACACCGGCUCCGCCGACCGCCGGAUCCGAGUCUGGACCAAAACCCCCGGCGAGAAACGGCACUCACUGAUGGCCACGCUGGAGAAGCAUCGGUCGGCGGUGAACGCCCUGGCGCUUAGCCCCGACGGCGCCGUGCUCUACUCCGGCGCUUGUGACCGUUCCAUCUUGGUCUGGGAACGAGAGGACAGCGCCAACUACAUGGUGGUUUCCGGCGCCCUCAGAGGCCAUCAACGGGCGGUGAUGAGCUUGGUGUGCGUCGGUGACGUGUUGUUCAGUGGGUCAAGUGAUCGGACGGUGAGGAUUUGGAGACGUGGUGGGGAUGGCAAGUACGCUUGUCUCGGGGUGAUGGAAGGGCAUACCAGAGGUGUUAGGUCAGUGGUGGCGGUUCCGGUGCCGGCGGCGGUGGGGGAAGGGGAGGAGGAGUUCAGGGUUUGUAGUGGGAGUUUGGAUGGUGAAGUUCGGAUUUGGAAGGUGGGGGUUUCUUCGUUUUCCAAAUCAUAUGAUUCUUAACGCAGUGUGAAAAAGGCUUAAGAACAGACUGGUGUUUUUCUGAUUUAGAUGUACUUCACAGAGUGGCACUAUUAUUAUCUUGUGAUGUAAAAAUUGAGAAGGAGAUCAGGGGAUGUGAUUUUCGGGAGGAUUUUUUUUUAAUUUUUUUUGGGAUUUAUGCAAAUAUUGAGAAUUGGUUUUUGCAAUAAUGAUUACUUAACAAAUUGGAUAAAUUUAUGGUAAUGGAAGGAGGGAGGAAAACCGAAAACCAGAAUGUGGAAAAGCAAGUUUACCUCUUGCUUGCUUUGGGAGUGCA
Molecule: messenger RNA, 1432 nt
Organism: Dioscorea cayenensis subsp. rotundata (Guinea yam)
Lineage: Eukaryota; Viridiplantae; Streptophyta; Magnoliopsida; Dioscoreales; Dioscoreaceae
Product: protein JINGUBANG-like
Molecular function (GO): protein binding
Source: RefSeq, a predicted model, not a curated record